AUGGCCAAAUCUACAACAAGACCUAAAUUACUCUUACUAUUCUUCACAUUAAUCUUUGCAGCAUAUGUUUUACAAGGAUCCAGAACCCAAGUAGCAGCACUUCCACACCAGCAAAGGGUCUAUGAUUCUUCUCCACCACAAGAAGAACAACAACUUAAGCAGAGCAGGAAGGAAACCAUGAACUACGCAAGGAGAUUGAUGAUUGGAUCCACAGCACCAACAUGCACUUUUAAUGAGUGCAGAGGGUGCAAGUUCAAGUGCAGAGCAGAGCAAGUGCCAGUGGAGGGAAACGACCCAAUUAAUAGUGCCUACCACUACAGAUGUGUGUGCCAUAGGUAA
This is a messenger RNA of Prunus armeniaca (apricot), 339 nucleotides long. NCBI's taxonomy places the organism in Eukaryota, Viridiplantae, Streptophyta, Magnoliopsida, Rosales, Rosaceae. The record is from the annotation of a GenBank genome assembly.